Messenger RNA from Arabidopsis arenosa, 980 nucleotides. The record is from the annotation of a GenBank genome assembly. NCBI's taxonomy places the organism in Eukaryota, Viridiplantae, Streptophyta, Magnoliopsida, Brassicales, Brassicaceae.
GAUCUAAAACAGAGCCGGUGGUUUCUUCUUCAUUCAGAAAUCCCCAAAAUUCGACUAAAAACUACAACCCUAACCCUAAUUCAUCCUGAUUUUGAUCGCCGUGUAAGUAUAAUCGACUCUCAUUUCUGGGCAUAAGAUGGUGGUUCCGGUACUGGGUGGGUUUCCGAUCUUCAUGGUAGUGAGAGUUUUGGGUUUCAUCAUCGCGGCUUUGGUUUUGACAUGGACUGUUCAUUACAGAGGAGGCUUAGCUCUUUCUUCUGAUAACAAAGAUCACAUCUUUAAUGUUCAUCCAGUGAUGAUGGUGAUUGGACUCAUUCUCUUCAAUGGAGAAGCAAUGUUAGCAUAUAAGUCAGUUCAAGGUACAAAGAACUUGAAGAAAUUGGUUCAUCUUACGCUUCAACUCACAGCAUUUAUUCUAAGCUUGAUCGGAGUAUGGGCGGCUCUCAAGUUCCACAUUGACAAAGGGAUCGAAAAUUUCUACAGUCUCCAUUCGUGGCUCGGCCUUGCUUGCCUCUUUCUCUUUGCAUUCCAGUGGGCUGCAGGGUUUGUGACUUAUUGGUACCCGGGCGGUUCAAGAAACAGCCGAGCUAGUUUGAUGCCAUGGCAUGUAUUCUUAGGGAUUUACAUAUAUGCAUUGGCGUUAGUGACUGCAACCACAGGGAUACUUGAGAAGGUGACGUUCCUGCAAGUGAAUCAGGUGAUAACUCGGUAUUCCACAGAGGCAAUGUUAGUCAACACAAUGGGCGUUCUAAUUCUUAUUCUUGGCGGUUUUGUGAUACUCGGUGUGGUUACUCCGGUCAAUGGCAAGGAUCAUGUUCUCACACAAUAGAGUAAAACCUCGAAAAGAUCUCUUUUAACAUUUCGACCUAUGGAAACAUUGUUUAUUUAAAAGACCAUUUGUGAUGUAAUUGAGUUUUGUUGAAGUGAUUUUUCGAGCAGUGCAUACUCUAUUGUAUUACAAAUAACGCAUGAGAACACAU